AUGGAAUGUGUGCAAACUGUUAGCUACAAUAUCUUCAUCAAUGGAGAACCUACUGAGCCUUUCAAUGCUGCCAAAGGGUUGAGGCAAGGGGACCCCAUGUCUCCAUUUCUUUUUGCCAUAGGAAUGGAGUACUUGAAGGAGACACAUCCUCAGCAUCUGCUCUCCGCAACUGCUUCCAAACUUUUUUCUCAAGCAUCUGGACUUGUAGCUAACCUUUGUAAGAGCUCAGUUUACUUUGGUGGGGUAACUAGAGAAGAACAAGACAAAAUCCUCCAGAUAUUGGGAUUUAGCUAUGGUGAAUUACCUUUUAAAUAUUUAGGAGUGCCCUUAGCUACCAAAAAGAUCUCCCUCAUCCAAUGGCAACCAUUACUGGACAGGAUAACAUCUCGAAUUUCAUCUUGGACUGCCAAGAACCUAUCCUAUGCAGGUCGGGCUCAACUCAUUAAAUCAGCAGUAUUUGGCAUCCAAGCCUAUUGGACACAACUAUUCUCCAUACCAGCUAAAGUUUUACAUCUUAUAGAUGCACAUUGUAAGAGUUAUUUAUGGGCAGGGAGUGGUGAAGAAAGCUUUGGUAGCUUGGGAGUAUGUCUGUAA
Solanum verrucosum is the source of this 594-nucleotide messenger RNA. RefSeq lists its product as uncharacterized. The transcript is spliced from 2 exons. The record is from RefSeq and is a predicted model, not a curated record. Lineage: Eukaryota; Viridiplantae; Streptophyta; Magnoliopsida; Solanales; Solanaceae. The coding region runs from base 1 to 594 and encodes 197 amino acids.